Messenger RNA from Zootermopsis nevadensis, 1472 nucleotides. The record is from RefSeq and is a predicted model, not a curated record. NCBI's taxonomy places the organism in Eukaryota, Metazoa, Arthropoda, Insecta, Blattodea, Termopsidae.
GAAUAAUGAAAUGCGAUAUUACUGGUUCAUGGAAUGGGAAGAAAAUGCUGUGAAUUGGAUAAUUCUAAACCAAACGUAUCGUUAUUACUGUGUUUUGCGGUAUGGCCAUGAAGGCGGUGGAGGGAAGCGUUCGGUGUCAUUUUAAACGCAUAUAUAAUUAUGACAAAUUGAUUAAAAUAAAUUUUAAUUAUUUGGGAUGUUAUAAUGUGUUUAGAAGAUGGUAUUUCGUAACAGACUGCGAUAGAAUACGUCACAGUACAAAACUGUCAGAUGGUCAGUGGGCAUUUACAUCAGCUGUUCUUGGACUGGGUAUAGGGUUAGGUUAUUGGUUCCAAGGUGACAGUUUAAGGAAUUUUAAUUUCUUGCCAGUGGUAGAAGCAACAAAGCCAUUGGAUCCAAAUAUUGGAACAGGGGGCGAUUCAAAUAAGAAUGGUAGUCUAAGGUCCCAACAUAAUUUCAUAGCAGAUGUUGUUGAAACUGUGGCACCAAGUACAGUUUACAUUGAAAUUAAGGAUACUAGAAGGUUAGAUUUGUUUUCAGGUCAACCAGCCACUCUUUCAAAUGGUUCAGGUUUUAUAAUAAAAGAAGAUGGUUUGAUUUUAACAAAUGCCCACGUUGUGAUCAGCAAACCUCACAGUCAUGUGCAAGUAAAACUGUUUGAUGGCAGAACAUUUACUGGUAUUGUGGAAGAUGUGGAUGUCAGGUCAGAUUUGGCUACAAUUCGUAUUCCUUGUCAUAAUCUUCCAGUGCUGAAACUAGGUUCUUCACAUGGCGUGAGAUCUGGAGAGUUUGUGGUGGCAAUUGGGAGUCCAUUAUCACUCUCAAACACUGUUACAGCAGGUGUGAUCAGUUCUGUGAACCGGCCAAGUGAACAGCUUGGUCUGAGAGGCAAGGAUAUGGAGUACAUCCAGACUGAUGCAUCCAUUACGUUUGGAAAUUCUGGAGGUCCAUUGGUGAAUCUGGAUGGAGAAGUGAUUGGCAUUAAUGCAAUGAAGGUUACAGCUGGCAUCUCAUUUGCAAUACCUGUUGACUAUGCCAAGGAUUUUCUACACAAAACUGAAGAGAGGCACAAAGCUGGAGGAUCCGUGUCUUCUGUACCCAAGCGACGCUACAUGGGUAUCACAAUGCUCACAUUGACACCACAGAUAAUUCAUGAAUUGCAGGCUCGUAACCACCAAGUUCCAGAAGAUGUAACACGUGGUGUGCUUGUUUGGAAAGUUGUCAUUGGUUCACCUGCUUAUGUAGGAGGACUGAGGCCAGGAGACAUUGUGACACAUGUGAAUGGAUCUGCUGUGCAUGGAGCAAGCAACAUUUAUCAAGCACUAGAGACUGGUCAGCCCUUGAAGGUGAUUGUGAUCAGAGGAACUGAACACCUACAUAUUAAAAUCAUCCCAGAAGAUGGUUAAGACAAUGUAUAUUAAAAUAUGGUAAUAUAUUGAGUGAAAAUGAAUAAAUAAAUAAAGUGUUUUAUU